AUGGAGUUGAGAGCGACUGAAGACAUAGCCAUCGGCCAAAACCUCACCUCUCCCCUCCGCCCACUCGCCGCCGUCCUUCGCGACUCCGCCCUCACCUCCUACUGCUCCGCCUGCUUCUCCGCCCUUCCGUCACACCCAUUUCCCCUCCACUCUCCCACAAACCCCCACCACGACUCCCCUACUCCACUCUACUGUUCCCCCGGCUGCUCCUCCGCCGAUUCGCCGCUCCACCUGUCCUCCGGCGAGGCCCACCUUUUCUCUCUCUUCCUCAGGUCACCUCCCUCCACGUGGAUCGACUCCUCCGACCUCCGCCUCUCCCUCCGCCUCGUCUCCAUUUUCCAGAAACUCCCCCAAAAGAGCAACCUUUUCCAUCUCGAAGAGAACGACGCCGUUUUGGAGAGGAUUGCAGGUUUGAUGACCAAUCGUGAGAGAUUAGUAUGUGGGCCAAAUCGAAACAACGAAGGUGAAAAUUGCGUUAAUUACGAUAAUUCAUCCGAAAGGAUUAGAGAAGGGGCAAUGUUAUUGGCUAAAGCGAGGAAGGCGUGUUUGGGUGAGUCUGUAAAUGUUCACGAGCCAAAAAGUUUCAUGUUUGAGGAGAUGGCAUUGUGCCUGGUGCUAACGAACGCCGUGGAGGUCCAAGAUGAGAGUGGGUACAAUUUGGGAGUUGCUGUGUAUGGUCCUGCAUUUUCUUGGAUCAAUCACAGUUGUUCUCCAAACGCUUGCUACCGAUUUUCGGUGGGUCCGCAGGACGAUGAGCGGUCGCCUCUUAGAACUGUUCCGGCUGUGAAAAAUGGAGGUGCUUGUGAUUUGAUGGUGGAAGGUGAUUUGCAAUACCCGUGUUUAGGUGAUGUAGAGGAAAAUGGCUAUGGCCCGAGUGUUAUAGUUCGUAGUAUAAAAGAUGUAAGAAAGGGAGAAGAGGUGACGAUUGCAUACACGGAUUUGUUGCAACCUAAGGACAUGAGACGAGCAGAAUUAUGGUCUAAGUAUCGGUUUAGUUGUAGCUGUAAGCGCUGUAAUUCGGUGCCCCCAACAUAUGUGGAUAAUGCUCUGCAAGCUCUCUCAGCUGGUAAUUGCAGUACUAUUCCUGAACCUUCAGAUACAAGGAUAGAGAGACUAAUGCAAAGCUUCAAUGAAGCAAUAGCUGAUUAUCUAUCGUUCGAUGAUCCAAUUUCAUGCUGUAAAAAGCUCGAGAAUUUGCUCCUUUAUGGCGACUCACUACAACCGAACGGGUCAAAAUCACCUCAAAAACCAAAACUUAAUCCUUUGCACCAUCUCUCUCUAAAUGCUUACACUACCCUGGCUUCUGCUUACAAAGUCCAUGCCAAUGACCUCAUGGCUCUUCAUUAUGAUGUCGAAAGACAUAAUCGUGGAGCUUUUAAUAUGUACAAGACGAGUGCUGCAUAUUCCCUCUUGCUUGCUGGUGGGGCCCAUCAUCUUUAUGCGUUUGAACCUGCUCUAAUAGCAACAGCUUCGAAUUUCUGGAUAAAUGCGGGCGAAUCGAUUCUGAAUUUCGCAAGAAACUCUCUUUGGGAUACUUUUCUGAAUUCCGAGUCGGCCAUUUUGGAUUUCUCAUCGGUUUUGACUAAAAAAUGCAAUACUUGUAGUUUGGCCGAUAUUUUGGAGCCAAAAUCAGUUGGCCCGGAUCGAAAUAAAGAGUUUGAGGAUAUAAAGGGACGGUUAUACAAUUGCAUUGCCGAUAUAACGCCGAAAGUUUGGGGCACGCUUGCUUACAAGAACAGUUUCUUGAAAGGGAUUAAGAACCCUGUCAAUUUUAGCUGGCUUGAAGUUCGAGAAAAUCGUACGGUUUUAGAAAAUUUGGGAUCGGAAGCUGAGGAAUGUAACAACGAACAUGUAUGGAUGAAUCUAGUUUUGCUUGGCGUCCAUUGUUUGAGGUUCGGUGCACUGUUAUCGAGCAUUUGUUAUGGUUUGUCAGCUGAAACGAAUCCUUAUUACGAAACUCUUGCGAUUUUCAAGGAAUCUGCUUGA
Molecule: messenger RNA, 1986 nt
Organism: Striga hermonthica
Lineage: Eukaryota; Viridiplantae; Streptophyta; Magnoliopsida; Lamiales; Orobanchaceae
Source: the annotation of a GenBank genome assembly